CUAGGGCUCACGCCGAGCGACCAUGAAACAGCAAGUACUUCGCAAACCUGACCACUGCGAACGGACGUAUAGUAUUGACGUCAGAAGGGCCAAGCAACGCUAUUGAACGCCUCGGUGUGUUUAGAAAUACUCUAUUGCGAAAUGUAAGUUUGCAGUAUAAGUAUGACAAACUUCCGCCAUCCAAAGCCACUGAACAAACACAACCUACAGCGACAAGUCCAGCAGCAUUAGCAUCGGCAUCAAUCUGAAUCAGAUAACUGGAGACAUCAGGGCAACAGACCAGAUUUUGCAUUUCCUCGAAGAGCAGCUACAAUGUCCAAGCCAGGCGAGGACUUCAUCCCGCUCCUACCAACCCAAAAGGAAAAGCCAAAAUCACACUUCUAUGGCCCUGCAGCACUCCAAUCUAUCAUCCGAGACCAGUUCACAAUCCAGACCUGGUUGGCAUUCGGAGCCGCCGCCCAAGCAGUUCUAUACGUCGCUGUAGGCGCCUACGCCUUCGUCCCCGUCACCUUCUACCUUCUCCUCAUCGGCCUCGAGACAGCGCUCAUAAGCACCGGCCUCAUAUCCAACCCCUACAUGAAAGGCGUCAUCCCCAAAAAGUUCUCCGCCCAAAUCCCCGAUGCGUCAGGAAACUACGGCUCCAAGCCCGCAGACACAGAUAUCGUUGUCUUCCUCAUCGGCGCCCGCUCCAACCAUCCCCUCGGCGUCCUUGCCCCAGGCAUGCCAACUUCAGCAAAACAUUUCGAAAACCUCGCCGGCGUUCUCGAAGACCACGCUGACGAAUUCGGUUUCUUGGGAAUGACAUCCUGGUUCAAUUAUACUCAACGCAGCACCAAAUCCGAUUCCCUCUACGUGUGCUAUUUCCGCACUGUCGAAGGACUCCACGCUUUCGCGCAUUCGAGUUAUCAUCGAGAAGCGUGGAAUUGGUGGAACACAUCGACGAAGAAAUAUCCGCAUCUUUCGAUUUAUCAUGAGACGUAUCAUGUUCCCAAAGGACAUUGGGAGAAUAUCUAUAUUAAUAGUUAUGCUUCUGGAAUUACGAGCACGACGACCAAGGUGGUUGAUAAGGAGACUGGAGAAGAGAGGUGGGCGAGUCCGGUGGUGGAUGCCAGUAAGGGAUUGUUGAAGACGAGUGCGUCGAGGAUGGCGAGGAGUCAUGGAGGUGAACAUGAAGAAUAUGGAGAGGAUCCUUAUCAGCGAGGAUAUGGAGAGGGAUGGAAGGCAGAAGCACUGUCUACCCAGUAGGCUCGCAGCAGAACGGAAUCAUAGACAGCAUGGCGUUUGGGGAUAGAUAGGCAGGGGUGGUUUGCAGAUCUUGUAUACAUACAGCGAC
Messenger RNA from Cercospora beticola, 1333 nucleotides. RefSeq names its product DUF4188 domain-containing protein. Lineage: Eukaryota; Fungi; Ascomycota; Dothideomycetes; Mycosphaerellales; Mycosphaerellaceae. The record is from RefSeq and is a predicted model, not a curated record.